This is a messenger RNA of Trichomycterus rosablanca, 991 nucleotides long. RefSeq lists its product as uncharacterized. Bases 28 to 498 code for a protein of 156 amino acids. Lineage: Eukaryota; Metazoa; Chordata; Actinopteri; Siluriformes; Trichomycteridae. The record is from RefSeq and is a predicted model, not a curated record. The transcript has 5 exons.
CCGUCUCGCACAGAGCUUCUAGCAGAAAUGAGAACAGCAUUGUGGGUCUGGGUGCUGUGUGUGCAGGGCUACCUGCUCACACAAGCUCUUGACUGUGCAGACGGUGGCGCAGAUUGUGCCAAUGCCCAGGUCAGCAGGGUCAAGGUAAGGAUGGCGAGACAGAUCGGCCCAGAGCAUGGUAGAGGAGGACAUCACAACCAAGCCCACCUACCAGGGGCCUUCACAGCCAAGGGUUUUCCCAACACCCUCAUUCAGGCUGAUAGAUCAAGGCGUAACCUGAACAGCACUAAGAGGAGACCCGCUCCUCUCAGGUCACGAGUUGGGAGUCACUCAUUGCUUAGUAACAACCUGGCAACCCCUCUGCAGGUAGUGAGAGCUCGAGGACAUGGUGGACCCGCUGCUGAUUCAGCGAUGUCUUCAUUAAAGUUGAUGAAGCCAAGGUACAGGAGAAGUGCAACCAGGAAAAAGAAGAACACGAAAGCUGCUGUCUGCUCAUGAGAUGGAACGUCUGGAAAAGAAAGUCAAACCCAAGGACAAAUACAAAGGACAAUACAGGGAUACAUGUAUUCACUUCAUUUAUAUCUGAGUAUUUGCUUAGAUUCAGUCAUGUAGGCACCCUGUAGGUGUAUAGCCUUAAGCAUUAUAUAGUAAAAUUAUCACAUUAUUAGGGGUUACUGCUAUUUAUCACCACACCUACUAUUGUCCCCAAACUGACCUUUAAUAUUUGUUGUAAAAUAAGCAAUAGUUUAAUAAGAACUUCAUUGCAUUUGACAAGUCUUACAUUUGACUUGAUGUAUUUUUUGACUGCCGAUUAACUGCUAUAGGACAAUGAAACAUAAUGUAAGGACACUGGAAAGGACCAAAUACUCAUUUUCUCAUUUCGUGCACACUGCUAAAGCAAACAACAUUUAUACUUCUUCUAGUUAAAUAUUUUCAUGUUGAUUUUUUUUAUAUAAAAAUGGAUUCUGUUCCUCUGAUAUAUCUAAUAAAU